Poeciliopsis prolifica (blackstripe livebearer) is the source of this 2540-nucleotide messenger RNA. RefSeq names its product transmembrane protein 222-like. The coding region runs from base 27 to 578 and encodes 183 amino acids. The transcript is spliced from 6 exons. The record is from RefSeq and is a predicted model, not a curated record. NCBI's taxonomy places the organism in Eukaryota, Metazoa, Chordata, Actinopteri, Cyprinodontiformes, Poeciliidae.
GUCUCCCUCCGGGAUCUCGGGCUGUGAUGGCGGAGGUGGACGACACCGACAUCAUGAUGAACUUCCAGGGCGAUUUCCCAAAAAGCGGCAGGAAAAGCUGCCGCUACCCGUACUGCAUUGUCUGGACGCCUAUUCCCAUUCUAUCGUGGGUGCUCCCCUUCAUCGGUCACAUGGGCAUCUGCACCUCGUCAGGGGUCAUACGAGACUUUGCGGGAUCUUACUUUGUCUCGGAGGAUAACAUGGGGUUUGGUCGACCCACAAAGUACUGGAGGCUCGAUGUGGAUAAAGUAUGCGGUAACGGUGCAGCAACAUGGGACCAGGCAGUGCACGACGCAUCCGAGGAAUACAAAUGCAGGCCGCACAACCUGUGCAUGGAUAACUGCCAUUCCCACGUUGCGAUGGCUUUAAACCUGAUGCGGUACGACAACAGCUCAUCCUGGAACAUGGUGAACCUCUGUGUGCUGUCCUUCGUUCAUGGGAAGCACGUGAGCUGGGCAGCGGUCCUGAAGACCUGGCUCCCCUUCGUCAUGCUCUGUGGGGUCCUCGCCACGUUCAUCCUGACUCUGAACCUACAGUAGUAGAGCGAGCGGCUCCAGGAGAGCGCUUUAGUGAUGCUGUACACUGUCACUGACAUGAAUGGUGUGUGUUGUGAUGGGGUGUUUGCAAAAUGUCAAAUGGAACGACUCGUUAUGUUUUAUUUAACAAGCUCACUUGUUGUUUUUAAAGGAUUUGUAUCAUUAUUUUUGCAGCUUUACCUUAUCAUUUGUAUCCAGUGUUGCAAUUCCCGAUAAUUUUAUUAAAUCACAUGUACAAUAUCAAAAAAUAUAUAAAACAACAUAAAGGGUGGGGGAGGCACAGUUCUGCUCAGAACGCAGCAAAAGGUUGCAGAAAAGUGAUAAUUUAAACCUGGAAUCCCAAAACCCUGACAUCAGCGCAUAGCACAAUGUUCACCUAGUACAAAAGCAGCAAUAUCAAAAUUAACAGCAAAUAUUUGAGAUAAUAAAGUGAGCUCAAUUUAUCCAUUGAGCUGUGGGAAGUCAGGUGAAAUCUCAUCUGUGAGCAUUAGCUUGGAGACCUACCAAACAGGCAUUCUCCCCAGGGAUUUAAAAGCUUUCUGAGAGUGUAUUUUCUCUACAGUAGUGAAUGAAUGCUAGUGGUAGAAACUGUAAUUUGAAACACUAGCACUCUGGCAGCAGUCAGACAAACAUAAUUUCUACUUUGGUUCUGGCCAACAUUGUUUCUUGGAUGUGCACAUCAGGCAUCCAUCCACACUUUCCUCAGAACAACUCACCAGAAUAGCCUACUUUUAGCUUAUCACCCUGUACAGUGGUUGUGCAAACCUCACCUUUAUCCAUAUAGUCAGCUUGUGUUUACUAUAUUACUUCAAUAUAGUUAAGAAACAUUACUUUGAGGAGAGCGUCUAGCUCUGUCUGCAGUUAUUUAGCGCCCAACAAAAUGCAUGAUCUUUAACCAAGAUAACAGCUCUAGUCAAGCAGUCUUGUGUAAAGACAAGUGAAAUAAAUGUCACAAGUGAAAUGCAGGGAAAACAUUUGGAGAGGUUAAUUUGUGGACUUUACAGGUCUUGACAACAGAUUCAUAAAAUAAACAAUGACUGAGAUCUAAAGAUAUAGAAACAUAUAAAAGGUAUUAUAACUAAAAUCAAUUAUUAUUAUAGCGAGCAAUGACCCAAUUAAAAAGUAUUUGCGUACCUGAUAAACUUUAUGCUGACAUACAGCACCCAGAGUCGUCUAGCUUUUUCACCUGUCCUUAAGACAUCUGUCUAAGGCUUGGCAUGAACUGCGCCGUGUGCCCGUCCCUCAUGUCUGGGUUGAAAUCAGAGAUCCCCUGAUAUUUCAAAAUCCCUGGGCCAAACAGUGUUUCCAGUGGAGCGACUGUUUUUGGUUGAAAUUUAUUGUUUUUACUUGUUUGCUUCCAACCCUCUUUCCUGUAGAGAUCAUCUCUGCAGCAGAUGUGCUCACUCGGUUCGUUUUUGUGUGUUGCCAAUAAGAAUCUAUUUAUUUUGUUAAUUUUUUUAUGCAGAAACCAGUCCUUGUCCUUAGUAUAGUAGUAGUUCAACAGACUGGCUUCAGAAAAUACACUGCCGUUCAUAAAUACUCGCCUCCUAUUUUUAGGAAGGAAGUGGCUUCAAAUGCUUUUUUUAAAAAAUCCAUUAUCUGCUCUGAAAAUCUGGUUAUGAUUUAUUUAAGUUUCAUAUUUUCAAUAUUUAUGGCUCUUAUAGCUCUGAAAAGUGACAUUUGCCCUUUGUGUAACAAAGUUUUGUUUCGUUUUAGUACGGUACAAUACAGGGUCUGCAAAUCUUUCUUGCGCUUGUAAUUUUUAAUAAGUUUUGUUAUCCUAUAAUAUGCUGUGUGCUUUUUCUCGGGAAAAAUAGUCACAUUAAGGAGGUUCAUUUUCACCGUAAUCCACCACAGGGGAGUGGUGUGAUGCAUUUUUCAUGAGCGACACUGAUAAAUCCGUUUCUGCGGCGCCUAAUGUCGACUCCAGUGAUGAAUCGCUAUAAAAUGGAUUUGAAAUCUUAA